Myotis lucifugus (little brown bat) is the source of this 1714-nucleotide messenger RNA. RefSeq names its product agouti signaling protein (gene ASIP). The transcript has 7 exons. Gene Ontology annotation, cellular component: extracellular region. The coding region runs from base 210 to 647 and encodes 145 amino acids. Gene Ontology annotation, molecular function: melanocortin receptor binding; neuropeptide hormone activity. Gene Ontology annotation, biological process: hormone-mediated signaling pathway; melanosome organization; positive regulation of melanin biosynthetic process. NCBI's taxonomy places the organism in Eukaryota, Metazoa, Chordata, Mammalia, Chiroptera, Vespertilionidae. The record is from RefSeq and is a predicted model, not a curated record.
CUGGCUACUUGCAAGACUUUCUUCAGAGAUAUCCCCAAAGACACAGAAGCCAAGUUAUGAAGUGCACAAAAAUUAGUGAGAAAUCCAGAAACAGACUACUGGAAUCUUUACUCUGGGCCAUUCUUGAUGCUCAGCCCCACCCCAGAUCUCCAGCUGCCCAAUAGAAAUUGAAGCUCAGAGAGGUGAAGUCACCCAGGAUCACACAAUGAAUGACGGAGAUGGAAUUCGAGUCCAGGCCUCCUCAGAUGGAUGUCACCCGCCUACUCCUGGCCACCCUGCUGGUCUGCCUGUGCUUCCUCACUGCUUAUAGCCACCUGGCACCUGAAGAGAUGCCCACCAAUGACAGAAGCCUGAGGAGCAACUCCUCCAUGAACCUGUUGGAUUCCCCUUCUGUCUCUAUCAUGGGGCUAAACAAGAAGUCCAAAAAGAUCAGCAGAAAAGAGGCAGAAAAGAAGACAGCUUCCAAGCAGAGAAAGGCUUCGAUUAAGAAGGUGACGCGGGUCCGGCCCCCGCCGCCGGAUCCCUGCGUAGCCACCCGGGACAGCUGCAAACAGCCGGCGCCCCCCUGCUGUGACCCGUGCGCCUCCUGCAUGUGCCGCUUCUUCCGCAGCACCUGUUCCUGCCGAGUGCUCGAUCCCAACUGCUGAGCGCCGCUCCCAGCUGUCAGCGGGGCGGGGCUUCCAGGACCAGAAAGAUCCUUUUCCCUUCGAGGAGUCCGCUUUACAUCGAAAGUACGGCAGGCUGCGCACGCACUAUUUCCGUGGUCUGGGGGGAACCCGAUCAUCCCGGCCCUAAAACUAUACUCCUCUUAAGCGUUUCUCCGGGUCAGCUGGAGACAGUGCUGCCCCCUACCUUUAAACCUGAGAACACCCGAAGAUGCCUCCACAUCCAGGGAAUGCAGACCACCAGACAGAAAGGAAACAUUAAGGAACUACCAUUCAGUCUUUCCCUUUCUAAGGAGCUCCCCCUACCCCCCGCCCCCGAGAAAAACAAGGAAGGUACAACUCCAUACACAAUCUCACUGGUUUGUCUGUCCUGGGGGCAUCUGCAGAUAAACCUGGGAUGGCUGCUUGUGACUGGGCGAUGCCAUGGGUCCCUACAGCCAGAAGGCUAUGCCUUAGGAGACUUCCAAACAAAGGUGCCACUUAUGCCCACUCCUCCCUUUUUUCCAGGGAUUUCUAGAGGUGCAGGGGACUGGGAGGAGUUUCUCCCACUGCCAAGCUAAAUAAAUACUGACCAUUGGUCCCCAGGCAUUUUUAACCCUGACAACCUUUAGUUGGGGCUCCAAGUAAAAAGCAGGGGUUCAGGACUCCUUCCUCACUCACCUCAGUGUCAGCCAGGAAGCAGGCAGUGAGCUUGGUGAUUUGAAAAUAAAAGGAAACCACUAAAAUGGGAGUCCAGAGGCCAGAAAGGGAAGCUCUAACACUCCAUGGCAACUACAGGAAGAGUUGUCAAUUAUAGGCCCCAACAGGAAAAGAUGUUCAUUGCAUCUUCUACAAGAAAUCAACUACCCUAGCAACUCUGCCAAUGAGAAACCGUCACCUCCCUGAAAUCACUUUUCUCCAAUGGACCUUUGUUCAAAACCUAUCCCAAAUUCCUUUUUCUCCAUAAAAUACGGUUCCUUUCCUUCAUUCUAUGGCUUUUGUUAUAGUUUGCUUGCCCUGAUUUUCAACACUGCUGUUCCCAAAUAAACUCAUUUUUGCUGAUAAAAUAA